This is a messenger RNA of Nezara viridula (southern green stink bug), 561 nucleotides long. NCBI's taxonomy places the organism in Eukaryota, Metazoa, Arthropoda, Insecta, Hemiptera, Pentatomidae. The record is from the annotation of a GenBank genome assembly.
AUGAACGUAGAGAAAAUAAAUGACAUAUUUGAUGAGAUAAAAGGGAGGAACGGAAACAGAACAAAGAACAACGAUAGGACAUUACAUACAUUACCAGAGGACAAAAGGAGCCAGAAGAAGCACAAACGAUAUGCUCAAAUAGCUGCUGAAAUAGGAACAAGUUUAUGUUUGAAUCUUUCCCUCUCUGCCAACACCAUGAAUCUGGUUGAUUUGCAGGCCGCAGAUAAACCACAACCAACUGUGAUGUACGAGGCUAAGGCAAAAACAUACGAACCAUGCGCAGCCACAAGUUGGAGUGCUUUCCCAGCGGGCAGUACGGUGCCCAAUUUAAAAGGCUGGGAGAGAGACAAGCGUGAAACAGUAAAAAGCAGACACAAGAGGGGAUGUGGAGGUGGGGAGGUGAAAUUGACGCACACCGCAACAAUAGCGGUGACCAGGGCGCUGAUUGGCCAGCACAAUAUCGUCAUUACUGGCGGGAGAGGGCCCAUUGAAGCCCGCGGGCACAUAUUAAAAAUAUCUUGUCUCAGCAGGAGUCAUCGAUCCACCCUCGGCUGCCCCUGA